This is a messenger RNA of Frieseomelitta varia, 4173 nucleotides long. Its product is annotated as xenotropic and polytropic retrovirus receptor 1 homolog. Gene Ontology annotation, cellular component: plasma membrane; cytoplasm; Golgi apparatus. Lineage: Eukaryota; Metazoa; Arthropoda; Insecta; Hymenoptera; Apidae. The record is from RefSeq and is a predicted model, not a curated record. Gene Ontology annotation, biological process: phosphate ion transport; cellular response to phosphate starvation. Bases 405 to 2411 code for a protein of 668 amino acids. Gene Ontology annotation, molecular function: inositol hexakisphosphate binding. The transcript has 10 exons.
AUUUAUAAUGCUGAACAUUAUAAAUCACACCUAUGUAAUGUGAUUAAUAUCAAUAUAUAAGCAUUUGAAUAGAUUUUUGUGCGAUAUAUGUACGAAUCAGAAAUUUAAUCGAAAAAUUGCCUUCACUGCUAACAGUCCGAUGAUUUAUCGUUGUGAAAAGCGUGAUUAAAUGAUAAAUAAAUUAUUGCACCGUCCAAUAACUAUCGUUCGAAUAGGAGGAAGACUGGUGCUAUGUUUCAUAUAAAAUUUGAUAAUUUGUAAUAUUUGUAAAUAGUAAGUAAGGAUAAAGACAUUCAUUUGCAAGCAAUAGUAAUUUAUCAUGGAGUAAACCAAUUGAGAAAAUAUUGACCUAGCGCCACCGACAAAGGUUUUGUGUGCAUUGUUGUUACAUAAAGUGAAGCAAAAUGAAGUUUGCAGAACAUUUAUCUGCCCAUAUUACACCUGAGUGGCGUAAACAAUACAUUAGCUAUGAGGAAAUGAAGGCGAUGCUUUAUACUGCUGUAGAAGAAGCACCGUCAGCUGAAAGUGUUGAGCCAGAAGUGAUAUCCAGACAUUUUGCUUCUUUUGAUGAAGUAUUUUUUACAUUCUGUGAUCGUGAAUUAAAGAAAAUUAAUACUUUCUAUUCUGAGAAGUUAGCAGAAGCCACACGAAAGUAUGCAGCUCUCCAAAGUGAAUUGAAAACAGCACUAGAAUUACAACAAGGCGGAGGAAAAAAUAAGGGAAAAGUGAAUGUUAAACCUCAUUUACCAACAAGGAAGCUGAGAGAAUUGAAACUUGCAUUUUCAGAAUUUUAUCUGUCUCUUAUACUUCUUCAGAACUAUCAGAAUCUCAAUUACACUGGUUUUCGAAAGAUUCUUAAGAAACACGACAAGUUAUUGUCUGUAGACAGUGGAUCAAAAUGGAGGAUGGAAUGUGUAGAAACUGCACACUUUUAUACGUCAAAAGAUAUCGACAAAGUCAUUCAAGAUACAGAAACUACCGUAACAAACGAUCUAGAAGGUGGAGACCGACAACGUGCUAUGAAACGUUUGCGUGUACCACCUUUAGGAGAGCAUCAGAGUCCAUGGACUACUUUCAAAGUUGGAUUAUUCUCGGGUAGUUUCAUUGUUCUAUUUGUGGCAGUAGUACUUUCAGCAAUAUUUCACGAUGGCGGUGAAAACUUAAAGAUUGCAUUUAGAUUAUAUCGCGGACCUCUGCUUAUUAUACAAUUUUUAUUUCUCAUUGGUGUGAAUGUUUACGGAUGGCGAUCUUCCGGUGUGAAUCACGUAUUGAUAUUUGAAUUGGACCCGCGAAAUCAUUUGUCUGAACAACAUCUUAUGGAACUAGCGGCUGUUCUUGGAGUUAUAUGGACUCUUAGUUUAUUAAGCUUUUUGUACAGUGCUAGCUUAAGCAUUCCUCCAUAUGUGAAUCCAUUAGUUCUAGUCUGUAUUAUGCUAGCAUUUCUUUUAAAUCCAUUAAAAAUGUUUCGACACGAAGCUCGGUUUUGGCUAUUAAAGAUCAUUGGAAGAGUUUUAAUAUCACCAUUUGCGUAUGUGAAUUUCGCUGAUUUCUGGCUGGCAGAUCAAUUGAACAGUAUGGCCACAGCACUGUUAGACUUUCAUUUUUUAACGUGUUUUUACAUUACCAAUGGAAAUUGGUUAGAAGCAGGAGACAGCACGCAAUGUAUGUCCGGAUCCUUAAUUGUUAGACCUAUUGUUAACUGUUUGCCUGCAUGGUUCCGUUUUGCACAAUGUAUACGACGAUAUCGAGAUUCUAAAGAAGCAUUUCCACACUUGGCUAAUGCCGGAAAAUAUUCAACUACAUUCCUCGUUGUUAUAUCUAAUACGAUGUGUGCCUACCGCGCCGCGGAUUAUCCAACUCGUUGGGAAAAUCCAUGGUUGUGGCUUUGGAUUAUUAGCUGCAUUGUUAAUUCUAUUUAUUCGGUAACUUGGGAUUUAAAAAUGGAUUGGGGCCUUCUGGAUAGCAAUGCUGGUGAAAAUAAAUUUUUACGCGAAGAAGUAGUAUAUUCAGCAGCUGGGUUCUAUUAUUUCGCUAUAAUCGAGGAUUUUAUUCUGAGAUUUGCGUGGAUCGCGAAUUUUGUUCUUGUCGAAUGCGGAUACGUUUCCAGUGAUUUAAUGACGUCCAUAGUAGCACCUCUUGAAGUUUUCAGGCGAUUCGUUUGGAAUUUCUUCCGAUUAGAAAACGAGCAUUUGAACAAUUGUGGUAAAUUCCGUGCAGUCCGUGAUAUCUCGAUAGCACCGAUAGAAAGUUCUGAUCAAACGCAAAUUUUACGUAUGAUGGAUGAAGAAAAUGGUGUACUUAACAGAGGUAAACGAAAAGUCGGUGGUAAACGACAAGCUACUAGUAAAGAAGACAAACGAGCUUUGCUCAAGGAAGAAACAAUUGAUAUAGAUAUAUCAAAUGCUAGUUGAAAUUAGUUCAAUUGUUUUGUUAUUAAAACUCGCGUAAGGCAAUAUUGUUCCAAAUUCAAUAUAGUUUUGAUAAAAGUCUAUAGUGCACUCUAGAGAAUAACCGAUUAAUAUCUUUUUUUUUGUGCAUCAAAAUUGAAGAUUGUAAGAGUGCAUUGAACAAGUACCUUGUAUAUUCUGUUUAUCAAAUUUCUGCGAAUUUAAUAAUUUAGCUCUAUGCUUAUCCAACAGCGUCUUCCACAAAACUAUUUUAUCACGUAACAUGUGAUUUAUCGCUAAUAAAUUGGUUAGUUAAGGACUUAGAUAUAUGCUUUUAAUUAUUGUAUGAAAAUCUUUUAUUUAGACAAAGUUUGGGUUGUAUAAAACUACCAAUUAGUAUUCAAUUGGUAAAUACAAAGAAUUUUGUUGAACAGAUUACUUUAUUAGCGAUAUAUUAUGUGUAAAUUUGUAUUAUUAUUAUUAUUAUUAUUAUUUAUUAGGUAUUAUAAUCUUCAAUUUUGAUUAAUAAGUGCGUAGUUUCAUACUUGAAAAAUGUACAAAGUGUAUCAUAGUAGUUGUACAUAUUAGUCAGUUAUAUGUAGAAACAUCAUAUUUACAUUUCUUUAUUUUGGUGCAAAAAGCAAUAGUAUAAUCUAUUUAGUAUUAGAAUUAUAAUUUCUAACUAAAAAGAAAGAAAGUGCUCACUAUCUUGCAAUGUUCAUUAUUUUUGUUGUCAAACGUAAAUCCUGAAUUAAUAGCCAGUGAAAAGUCGUAUAUGUAACCGUCGAUUUCAUGGAACGAUUGUUUUUAAAAUAUACCGCACCACAGCUUCUUUCAUAUUAUUUCAGUAAUAAAUGUUUAAUAUGAGUUUGUCUUUUUUUGUGAUAAAAUGUACUACGUCCUAUGUUGUACAUUAAGAAAUACAAAAACUUACAUGCAGUGAAUGCAGAAGGUAUUUUAUAUAUUAUAGUUUCGUUUAAGCAAAAUAUAUGAUAAGUAGUCCUCUUGGAGACAAUGUUGAAUUAGAUACCAAGUACUGAAAAUUGUAUACACGUAGCAUUUUUAUACAAAUUUUCACGAUUACAUAUAUUCUGAAAAGCUUAAAGUAUGAAGUUAAAAUUUUUUUUUGUAACUUUUUAGAUACCAACAACAGUAGUAGUAGUAAUGAUAAUAAUAAUAAUAAUAAUAAUAAUAAUAAUAAUAUGCUAAUCUGUAUUUUAUGCUCAUUGAAGACAACUGGAUGUACAAAUCAUAAUCUAUCGUCCUUUUUUACACGUUUAGUAUAAAAUGAAAAUUAUUUUUGAAAAAUUCUCUGUAUUUUAUAUAGACAUAAGAAAAAAAAAAAUUAAAAUGAAGAAUGAUGAUAAUCUAAUUUUAUUCGCUCAAUUGUGAGUUUAAAGAACUUGUUAACAUUAAAUGUUUAUGUUAUAUAUUAGCCAUAAUAACGUAUCGUUCAUCAUGGCGUUGAUAUAUUCAUGAAUUAAAUAUAUUCCAAUGAUUGUGAUGAUUUUACACAUGUAUUUUUAUAUAUUUUGUUAUAGAAAUAAUAGCGACAACAAUGAAUAAUAAUAAUAAUAGUGAGCAAAACUUAUUCCUAUUAAAAGAAUGUAAGAUAUUUUUAUAUUUCGUAUACAACGUACGCAUGUAUAUGCUAGUUACAUGACGCGCAAUAUAUGCCAUAUGUGAUUUUACGUGUAAUUUUAAGUAGUUUGUAGUGAAUUGAACAUGUAAAUACUCGCAUAUAAGGUACUUAUAAUCCAUUAAUAAAAUAUUCAGUAUUUAAAGA